AUGUCCUCGCCUUUUUCUCCAAGAAGAAAACAGGAGUACCUUCAAUAUGCCCAGGAAUAUAAACCUAAUAGAGAAGACAUCAAAUAUCUCCGGGUCCUCCUUUACGGACCUGUGGGAGCUGGAAGGUCCAGUUUCAUCAACUCUGCCAGUAACGUCCUCAGAGGUCGAAUGACGAGUCCUGCUUUGGUCUGUGAUGCAGUUGCUUCCCAGAAUUUCACCAGAAAAUAUGAGACUCAUAAGUUCAUAAAGGGACGAGGAAGCUCAAAGACAUUUUAUCCUCUGGUCUUCAACGACAUCAUGGGAAUGGAAGACGGGACCAACAGGGGCAUUCAUCCUGAUGACAUCAAACUGGCUUUGAGAGGACAUGUGAAAGAGGGUUACAAGUUCAACCCAGUUGCUCCUCUAACUCAGGAUGACCCAGGCUACAACCCGUCUCCCUCUGCUGAUGACAAAGUUCAUGUCCUGGUCUGUGUGAUGUCAGCCAACAGUUCUCUGAUAAAAUCAUCAGUACUGGAGAAGAUGAAGAGUAUCAGAGAAACAGCCAGUGAUCUGGGAAUUCCUCAAAUGCUCAUAAUGACUCACAUUGAUGCAGCCUGUAAUGAAACUUGGAAAGACUUGAGGAACGUCUACAAGAGCAAGUACCUGAGAAAAAAGAUGAAAGACUUCAGCUCAGCAGUGGGAAUCCCCAUGAACUGCAUCUUCCCUGUGAAGAACUACAGUGAAGAAAUCGACUUGAAUGAUGAUAUUGAUGCUCUGAUCCUGAGCGCUCUGAGGAAAAUGGUCGACUUUGGAGACGACUUCAUUGAGAGGAUUUAAACUGAGAUAUAGAGAAAACGGUGAGGUG
Messenger RNA from Poecilia latipinna (sailfin molly), 844 nucleotides. Its product is annotated as interferon-induced protein 44-like. The transcript is spliced from 6 exons. Lineage: Eukaryota; Metazoa; Chordata; Actinopteri; Cyprinodontiformes; Poeciliidae. The record is from RefSeq and is a predicted model, not a curated record. Bases 1 to 816 code for a protein of 271 amino acids. Gene Ontology annotation, biological process: immune response.